CACUAUUGGCGAGACACGUCUAGCGGCCGUGAACUUGGUCGUCUGUUGGGCGUAUUAAGAAAUGUAUUCUCGGGGGUGGGGCAAUUUGUUUUACUUGUGGGUUGUAUCUUCUACUUCUACUUCUACGACGAUACUCAGCAGGAUCCAUAAGUCAGGAUGUAUAGUGCUGAGGAAUAAACUAUCUAGUUCUUGGUCUAGAUGCUGGGUGGAAACGCUCCCUGAUAAAAUCAGCCCGGUAUAUGGGCAGCCCCGCUUACGAAUCCAUCGCUUACCGUAUAUCGAUGUAAGGAUGGAGCGUAUCGAAAUGGUUAACUAGUCAUACAUAAUAGAACAUGACCCAACGCGUGGAGGAAUAUGUUGAGUUAAACUUGAAAUUGAAUGAUUCGAUUGUAUUUUCCGCCCGUCAUAACACGAUCUUCUGGUGCCAGCUGGUAGAGUGACACGUUCAACGUGCUAUGACGUUGUGUUAUGAACAGCUCUCGAUCAUUAAAAACGAUCUGAAACCUGGUCUCUCAGCACCAUUGUUAAACUCUAGCUGUAGCGUAUGAAAUUAUCCGAUAUGGAUGGGGAGAAUAAAGACACAGAUGAGGAAGUGAACUGGUUAGACUGUGUAUCGGCCAUUGAAACUGACAAAGGAGUCGUUUAUUUUUGUAACAUCGAGUACUUUUCGCAAGAUGGAGGCACGAGUACACCCGACUCCGAGCAAUUAGGCACUUCUUUUGAUUUCAGACGGGCUGAACAGAAGCUUAAGAGGAUAAUCAAUGAAUUCGGCGACAAUGACACAUGCAAUCAGCAACAUAAUGGUUUGGACGAUACGGAAGAACGGGUAGUUGAUAGUGUGGCAAUUAAGCCUCUAUUAACCCCCGUGGCUGACUUUGUCUCUCGAUUUCACCAAGGUCUGGGAUGUUUUAUGUAUUCAAUCACCGCGUACAAUCCGCUAGAUACCCAGCAAGACACCGUCCAGAAUUGCCUAAGCAAUCAGCUACUCCUGGCAGAUCUUCGUGAAACCUUCACGGACUGCGAUAUCUUCAAGAACUUCUCCUAUUUCCCUGGCAGACCGCAUCACUUCGAGCGGGGAUUCACUGUAGUUCUACCCUUGGCUUACCCGAAUGAUCACGAAGGCAUCCUCCACAAUCUAGCCUUGAAGUACAGGCAAGCGGCGUAUUUCAAAUGCCGUAUUCUACCUAAUGGCAGGAGUACUCAAACCAUCGUGUUGCUUGAGGAGUAUGUUAAAGAGGUCCAGGAGAGCCUGGUUGUGGUGGAGAGAUUGGGCUACCAUCCCGCAUAUCUUACAAGAAAGAACAACAAUGUGUUUCAUGGAUUUCGUGAUGCUAUGAACAUACUCUCCAAGUGCGACUAUCUACCCGAGGCUGGUCAAUUAAUGGAAAUAGCCCAACAUCAACUAGCAGUGUUACCAGCCUGUAACCAUGGUAACCAGACCCAGUUGAAGCAUCCAGUGAUUGUGAUGGAGGGAACAUGUGAUGCAGGUAUUUCUAAUCACAGCUUGCGUCUCAGCAAUGCCAUCGGUGGCACUCACCUCAAGUCUCCGCCAUCUUGUAUCCAACACCUUAGGGAGACCUUUGACAAGCAGAACAAACUGAUCCAAGCAGCUUUCUACACUGUAUGUAACUACAUCCUAGGAUCCCAAACAGAAGAGGCCAGAAAGGAUGCACCUGUAGUGCUAGACAGGUUCUGGAACAGUACUGCUGCUUUCUCCAUAACAUCGGAUGUUGGAAGAGGGGUAUCCAACCUCCCACCUAAGGAUCACUUUGUCUAUGACUGGCCCAUGGACCUCUUCAAACCUGAUGCAGUCAUCCUAGUUGGAUCCAAAAAGGCCAUCCGAAACCAGAGUGGGGGUAGGAAGAGUAGUGGUGAACGCAUCACCAAACAGCUGAUGUUUGAAACGCUAAGACGUAUGAAGACAUCAUCAUGGAUCGAGGUGGACCGCAUCCGAGACCAGUGUCAUUCAGAUGAGGCUGUAACCAUGGUAAUCAUUGAUAAACUUCAUUCCAAAAAGAUUGGCAACUUCCGCGUAGGCGCCAAAGAGGAUGGGAUAUGCCCUGGCACAAGACUUCAUCCAACACAGGAACAUGACACUCUACCCGUUGGCGGACUGGAAUCGUUAACGGAACACUCGGCUCUUGAAUACAUCGGUUUCCUGUAAAUUUUAUUCUGGAAAUUUCCUCCCUUCUCUUUCCGCUUAUAACACGUUGUUUAAGCUUCUAACAGCCUUCCACUCAAAUGGACUUUAAGCGGAAUGAUUUUUCCCACGCGAUUUCUAGCUGCCUUUUGCGGGGAGAUAAUAUCUGUAAAGAGCUUUGAGAAGGUAUACCAUAUUUUAAGCACUAUAUAAAUCCAGACUUAUUAUCAUCAUCGCAGAUAGGGAGACAACUUGCAUCUAGAAAGCUCCUAUUCAGACUUUGAUCAAUACUUUUAAAACUCUUUCAAGUUCCUUCAUUCGAAUUGAAAUGAAUUGUCAAUCGUUCUAGGAUCCCCCCAUGCAAUGGUAUGUCCAGCGUUGAGGGCGUGUUGAGGGAGUGAAAGAAGCUUAGACCUCAUGUAAUAAACUCCUCAAGAAAUAGAACUUUUCUCUAUCAUGACGUGUCAUAAUAUUACGGAGAACGGUACACGGUGGAGGUGUGGUGGUAUAGUGGUUCGUUUGCUUGACUCUAAUUCCCAGGGUUUAGGAUGCGAACCUCGCGCGGCACUAACAUCCUUUGUCAAGACAUUAUUUCAAGAUUGCCAUCCCCAUCCAGGUAUAUCAUUAUUGUUAUUUAUUUAACUUUAAUGUUUAUAUUUGUUAUAAUUAGUGAUGUUGUUGUUGUUAUAAUUAUUGAGAGGAGUGGCCCUCCCAGCAUGUUGCGAGCCUGGUCACGCUUAAACAGAAUGAACUGAAUACAAAGAAUGGGUUAUUAAUUGACGUAUGAGCCAACUGCCUUUACUAGGCUAGAUUUGAGAAGGAAGUGGCGCUUCGUGAGCAACAGAUCUAAAUAGGCUAAUGUUUGUAAAUAUAGCAAUCACGUUGUUAGUCACAUGAAUAACAACGUGAUUUACAUCUUAACAAAUCUUUGGCCCGAAUUCGGGCCAUUAUGUUGGUAGCAUUCGAUAUUUAUUUUUGGUUCCAGUAUAUCCUUGACUCAUUCCGUGAUUGAUUUAUUUAUUUCAACAAAAUAUAAUGAAUGAAAGUGAAGCUCUGCAAAGUUUGACAUUACCGCAAUUCAUCGCAAAGGUUAAGCAUAAUAAAUCAUUGUUUGAAGGAUAUAUCGCCGUUAUUUAUAGUUCUUUACGCCCAUUGACAUACCGUGAUUAAAAAAUAAUAAAUCAAAGUGAAGCUGUACAAAGUUGAACUUUGAUCUUUACAUUAUAUCAGAAAUGUUACCACUAUGAUGGUUUAAUUAAAAGAGAUAUUUGUUAUUUGUCACUUGUAUUUUUUUGUCUUCCACUUUAUCAAACAUUGAAUAUUUAGUUUGAAUGCCAAAAUGACUUCUGUUGGACACAUGUUUACGGAGAGACACCAAGGUAGUAUUAGAAAGACGUCAGUUUUGAAUUAUAAUGCAUUAAGUAAAUAUCAAUAAAUGAGAAUAUAAUGCAAUCGAUUUACAUAACUGAAUUGAUGAUAUUACUUUAACGAGUUUAUAAAGUGUAUUGUUAAUCCAUAAUAAAUGAGAGAAAAAGAAAACAAGAUGGUAUAACAAACGAUGAAUGAAAUCAUGCAUCACAAAUAUCGCAAAAUAAAUAUAAACAAAAAGGUGAUUAAAGCCAGUUUGCAUAGCUA
This is a messenger RNA of Strongylocentrotus purpuratus (purple sea urchin), 3775 nucleotides long. RefSeq names its product UMP-CMP kinase 2, mitochondrial. Gene Ontology annotation, cellular component: mitochondrion; cytoplasm. Gene Ontology annotation, molecular function: dTMP kinase activity. The transcript is spliced from 5 exons. NCBI's taxonomy places the organism in Eukaryota, Metazoa, Echinodermata, Echinoidea, Camarodonta, Strongylocentrotidae. Gene Ontology annotation, biological process: dTTP biosynthetic process; dUDP biosynthetic process; dTDP biosynthetic process. The coding region runs from base 545 to 2164 and encodes 539 amino acids. The record is from RefSeq and is a predicted model, not a curated record.